Messenger RNA from Procambarus clarkii (red swamp crayfish), 6845 nucleotides. The record is from RefSeq and is a predicted model, not a curated record. Lineage: Eukaryota; Metazoa; Arthropoda; Malacostraca; Decapoda; Cambaridae.
AUGUUGCUUGUUGUGUUUGCAGGUGGCGGGAGCAGCGUGAGCGUGUCGGCGUGCGAGCACCGCUACGCCGCCACCAGCGGAGCUCCUCCCCCGUACUCCAGACUGCCCCCCGACGGCCAUGAGUUCCCCAGCAGCUACGCCGAGGGUCUCCCUGACAAGCUGUCCCGCUUCGCCCGCUACUCCCGCCUCGCCAUGGACUUAGACAGUCCUCCGACCCCCGCCGCCCCGACCCCCCGCACCCGCUCCGCCCCCGGCACGCCCCUGGGACCGCCCCCGCCCAUCCCCCGCACCUCCCAGCAGAACUCCAAGAGCUACACGAGCGAGAGGACGCUGGAGGUGGGCGGGAACAAAUGGGCGGGAGAGGAGAGGAGGUCGCGGGAGCCCACGCCCACCAGAGGGCGCUGGCGGAGACAAGAUGAACGCAGCGAGAAGAGCGUGAGAGACAAGAUCGCCAUGUUCUCCACCGAUGGGCCUGAUCAGCCUCAUCCCAAGACCAGGAAGUUAGACAAAGUCGAGGGCGAUGAGACCACCAUGAAGCGCGCCUUCACGGAGGAUGACGUCAGGCUGGAACAUUCCAGUAGCAGUUCCAGCGCCAACUGCGGCCGCGAGGUUCACAAUGGCUCGCGGUCGCUCAGCAAGACCUCCGCCUUCAGCUCUAUGAUCAACGUCAGCACCGCGGAGACCAAGGACAGCAUCAAGCCCAUGUCGACGGCCUCCAGUGAGGUCGACAUCAGGCAGGAUAUCCCACCGGCGCCACGUCGACACGAGCUGAGGGAGGAAAAACGGGCGGAGGACGAUACCGCCACCACAGGCCUUCACGGUCGAUCACAGAGCCUGAUCGACAUAGGGCGAUCGACACUCACCAAACGCCACAGCGUCGGCGCCUAUGAUCGACCCUCAGUGUACCAGUAUGGGAUCGAGAAGCCGGAGGAGCGGGAGCGCAGGACCUCGCUCACCAACCUCAUUGAGCAGAGACGAAAGAGCUUCGGCUGUAAGCUCCGUGGCUUGGUGAUCCCCGAGAGCCGGAGCAGCGACGGGGGCGACAAGACCGCCAUCGACCUCCCGCGCAUCGCCAGCGUGCCGCCCUCCACGGCGGCCAAGACCAUGUCACUCCCGCGGGAGGGCCAGCGCUCUCCGAGGCUCUACAAAGCAGACUCCAUCUCCAGCAUCGACUCCUGCGAAUCCAACACCAGCAGACACAGCUCCCUCAACGCCCCGCCGUGGAAAAACCACAAUACAAGUACCUUGCCCAAGUACUCGCCGGCGUUCAAGAGGAAGAACAUGAGCGUGUUCAACAAGUGCGACAACUUGCCACCGCCCAGCGGACGGACGCACGGCACCCGCAGCGCCUCGCCCACUAGCGACUCCUCCCACGCCUCUCCCAUCCCGCCGGCGCACUCGCCCACCAAGAGCAUGGAGGGCUUCACAACGCAAGGGUCCGAACACAGCUUCGAAUUCUCAGACAGUAGAUACAGCAACGAUCGACACAGCUACAGCAAACUGCCUCUGUCGCAGAAGAGUUCUUUAGAUUCGCGGCUCAGCAGAGCUGAGGAUAGCGACAAUGACUCAGCAGUCAGUUCCACUCAGUCAAGCUUCUCCCAAGGUAUGUCUCCUCCGUCUUCCCCUAUGCCGGAGCAAGAUGAUCACGAUGACUGUCGAUCCAGAACCUACAGGUCGCAGAGCUCCAUAGACGAACAGGAAGCCGCUAGAAGAGUACUGAAACGCGGCAGCAUCGAAGCCGAGAAUAGAAGAAACGUCCUCAAUUCGGCAAGGGUCAGCUCAGGAAGGAGCAGUGACGAACAGCAAACUCCUGAGAUCAUCCGAAAAUACUCCACCUCUGAGAGGAGCGAAGAAUCUGACAGGUUCCCAAAUCGCCUGGACACGGAACUGCGUGACGGACCAAAAGUGACAGGACUUCGCCGGCAGCCAUCCACAUCAUCCACGUCAUCCUCCGAGUCGUCGCGUAGAUCUUCUCACGACUCGUCCAGGCGUAAUUCCAGAGAUUCUGUCAUCCACGUCGCCAAGUACGACGAGGCGAAAGUGUCGGCGGAACCUGUAUACUUUGACCAGGAAGGAGAAAUGUACAAGGAAGCGCAGCUGAAAGUAGCGUAUCUAAAUGAAAUUGUGGAUGACUUUGAGCAGCUUAACGAACCAGCAAAUGAAGAAGUGAUCGCAGAAGUUCCCAUGUCCCCAUCAAGAAGAGUGGUGGAAAACUCAGACUCAACGGAAACGAUCACAUCGACCACAUCAAGCUUCCCCACACGACGAUCGGAGAGGUGGGCUGCGCUCGAGAUGAAAUACGGCUCAUCUAAUCCAGGCGGUGACACAGAGACAAAACUGCAGAGGUUAAGAAGAGCUUCGGACUCGACGUCACCGGACAGAACGAAGAAAAAAUCAGGAGGCUUCCGCGCCCUGGCUGAGAAGUGGCAGCAGCGAGCUGAGGAAGACACGUCAGCCUUAUCUCAGCCUCAGCUCACCCGCAAGGAGAGUACUACAAGGCUAGACGCUCCCCCUCGGCAUUAUGAUGAACGAUCAUCAGGUGCAUCCACGUUGGAGAGACCAACUCGUCCCUCUAGACUCUAUGACGACCCAACAGAGAUCGACGGUAAUCGACCUACCCGCCCCACCUGUCUAUACAGUGAGUCCGCUCAAUCGCCGAUGAACAGCAGGUGCGAAGGCCGCGCCGAAAUCCUUGACAUACCUCGAGCGGAAGUUCCAGACCGUAAAUUAUCGAUGCCGGAGUACGGCAGCGGAGGCAUCAAGAUGCGCGACCGACGCGACGGUAGCGUGGGAGGCGCACCUUCACGCCCCACCAGCCUGAUCGAGGGCGGCGACGCGGGGGUAAUGGACUCUCACUACCUCAGUGCCGGGGCUUCGCUCAGUCCCGCUGCUUCUACGGACUCCCGCGAUGACCUCUGCUCCACCCCUGAGGCCUCGCUCUCACGCACUGCCAGCAAAGAGGUCCUCGACGCCUUCUCCCGACCCCGCGCCUCCAUCGGCGCGUCAUUACCUCGCAUGGGCGCCUCCAACACGCCUAAAAUGGCGGAUAUAAUGCGGGCAUUCGAGCGCCACGACUUGAAUAAGCGAGGUACACAGGGCUACGGUUCAUCACACCCACGCAUGUCAUCUAUAGAUUCAACGGCGAGUGACGACGGCUGUAUGGGGGCCCACUACGGUUCUGUUACCUCGCUAGCCUCCGGCCAGCGAGAUCAGUACGGCUCCAUCACCUCCUUAGCCUCGUCCACCUCCCUCAUAUCUCCACAGGAGUUGGCUCAGCUCAUCGAGGAAGCUAAUCAGUCGCUUGAAGAGUCGGGUACUCCCUCCCACGAGAUCCUGGUAGUGGUCUUGCACCGGGAGAUCGUCGGUCAUGGCUCCAUCGGCAUCACCCUUGCCGGAGGCGCCGACUACGAGGCCAAGGAGAUAACAGUACAUAAGGUAAUUCCUGGAAGUUUGGCUGAUCGUGAUGGACGCAUCCAGCGUGGUGACAGAGUUCUCUCCAUCAAUGGCAAAAACUUGCGCGGCGUUACACAUAGAGAAGCACUCACCAUACUUAAGUCGCCAAGACCAGAGGUUGUGCUAGUCCUGUCCAGAAGUCGAUCAGUCACGCCACAGGAGUCUAGUGGAGCCGAGUCAGAGGGCAGCUUUGUCCACCGGCCUGCUCUCAUUAACCAUAUCACUUCUCCCAGACCUCCCAAAAUUCUGGAGUCACCAAUGGACAGCAAGAGUCUUAUCUCUGAUGCUGCAGCAAUGUCAGUUCCCAGAGGCCCUCCACUCACUAUUACAUUAAUGAAAGAUGGUGCUGGUCUUGGCUUCUCACUAGAGGGCGGCAAGGAUUCUCCUCUUGGUGACCGUCCCCUCACUGUCAAAAAGAUAUUUAGUGGUGGUGCAGCUGAUAAGGGUGGCAUACUGAAGGUUGGGGAUGAAUUAGUGAGUGUUAACACAGUGGAUGUAACUGGUAUGGCACGUAUUGAAGCCUGGAACUUUUUAAAGAAGCUCCCAGACGGUACAGUGUCUCUGGUGUUACGACAAAAGCUAGAAGAUCCAUCAGCAAAGAGUGAAGAAUGAAUAGAAGUUAAAUUAUACCAGUGAAUUUGAUUAAUAAUUUGGUGAAACAAUUAGGAAUUAAUUACCUGGUUUGAUCUUUCAAUUAUAUUUAGCAGUAAUCACUGUGGCUUCACUCUUUUGGAAACAUUCGGUGAGAAAUAAUAGGAUCUUUUUCAUUGGUGAUCCUUUACCUUGUCCAUAUUUAUACCAAGCCACAAAGUGGUCAACCAUAUAAUUUCAGACAGCAACACUUAAUUUCAAAGUUGCAAUUUACUAAUUCUCAAUUUUGUAUCUCCUAUUAUUCUAUCUUCUGCUACAUAUUUUUUGUCCUACAAAGGACCCUGUUAGUACUUGAAAAAUCCUUAUCAUCUUUUAGUGGAAGGAAUAAUGAUCAAGCUGACACAGAAUUUCUCUGCAAGCUUUCACAACUGUGUUGCUGGACUUCUUAUGUAUGUGGUAGUAACCCACAAGUGUUAGUUCAGAAAUAUUCAGCAUUUUAUAUCAUUAUUCCAAUACAGAAAAAUGCAAAAUAUAUAUUACUGGAUAAAUUAAAUGCAUUAGUCUUUUAUGGGAUUCAUGUAACACUAAGAUCUAUCACGAUUUUAGGGUCAGUUCUGUAACGUUAAUUGAAACCAGUAGACAGUAAUUCAACCAUAGCAAGCAAGCUUGUUUUGUAUACAGUACUAUUAUUUCACAAUACAAUGUGAGCAAACCAAGUUCAACGUUAAAAUGUUAAACGGUGCUACAGUGUCUUCCUGGCUUGGCACCUCCUUUUAAUAAUUACUUGAAACGUUGAAUAUAUGCAUUAAUUAAUAUCAGAAUGUAAGAGGUAUAUUAUGUAACAGUGCAAAUUGAGAAAUUAAUUUUGCAUUAUGUUGCUAUGCAGGUAUAUGAGAAUGUUAGCAUAUUGUGUAGCUUUUGCAGUUUUCUUCAUGAAUAUGCAAAAUUUUGCACAAGGAUAAAUUUUUAUUAAAUAUAUAUAUAUACUGUAUAUGUAUAAUAUUGCAUACUCUGUGCUAAUCAGUUUGUAUAAUUGGUAGGUAAAUGGACAGCAACAAAAAUCCAUAGUGGGUAUUUGUAUUUUUAAUCAUUGUUGCCAAAACUCGUUGAUUUUAAUCUCCCAUAUAUUUCUACGCAUUUUCCUUCUGCCAUUUGAACCAAGACUUCAUUGGGAGACUCAGAAGCUUAAGUAAGGUCUUUCAUUAUAAGAGUAAGUGUUCUACUUUGAACUAGAUCCUAAUUUAUAUUCUUAUUACAUUUGAUAAAACUUUACAUUAAGUAACCAUCAGCUUGAUUGUAUAUAUAAGUAGCAUUUCAAUGUGAAAUGUUACUUUUUGUAUUAUAUUUUUCUUAUACUGAAUCAUAAUGCAACAUUUUGUUGAUUCAAGAUUUUAUUUAUAAUAAAAUAGGAUCAUCGAGUGAUUAUGCUACAUUUAAAAUGAAACCUUUGCUGUUUGCUGUCAAGUUUGUCUUGACAUUUCUAUAAUAAAGGAACUGGUGGAGGCUAGUAGCCAACAGUGGCCUUAGUUGGGAGAGUGGUGCUAGGGGCUGUGGCGGGGUGAUGGUACAGCCUUUCCUGGGACUCUCAAAACCCACAUGUACUUCUCACCUGAAUUGUGAGUUGUGAUAACAGAGCUUGUGAGUGGGGCCCCUAGGAGCUGGUGCCUGCUGUAUCUGCCAACCCUCAACUGUGAUAGGUGCAUUUGUUUAUGCUGAUUGAUGCAAUUGACUGAUACUGUUGCAUAAGAUAAAGGAUUGCAUUAUCUUCUUACAGAUACUUUAUUUUAUACAGUACAGUAUAGCAAGUGUCAAUUUUAUUUGCAUCCUCGAAUGUCACCAUAUUCUUUUCGACUGCUUAGUGUAAUCUAAAUCUUGUAUACUAUAAUUAUACCUAUCUCAUUGAGCUGCUCAUAUAGAACUUCAGUUCAUUGAGUAUUAACUGCAUUCAUAUUUAUUUGGCUCAAUUUUUUUUAUUUUUCCAUUUCAAAUUAUAAUGGUUUCAGUUAUUGGAAUGAGAUGUCUUGCAGCUUUUCUGUAGUUUUUAUUUUUAUAUUUUUUUAAACAUUGUCAACUUAAAAGCAGCAUUAAAACCUUUAUUGUAUGAUAACCUUGCAUUGACAUUGAAACUUAUAGUGAGAAUGUUGAUGAAAGGGGGUAAAUUGUUUUAGCAAAAUGUUUCUCCCUAUGUUUCAAGUAUCAUUUUGUAGACUACAGUAGUAAGCUUGCAGCAGCUGCCAUGAUGCAUUUUAAGAAUCAAUGCAUUUCAGUCAUUAGAAUGAAUGAAUAAAUGAAUUAUAAAGUUUAGGCCCAUGCUGAGGUGCUGGAAUCCGAAGAUUAUUCGGCACCGUUUCAGCAAAUUCUCUGUACUAUAUUGUAAAUAUUUUUAUGAAUGAAUCAUGUAUUACAUAUUAUAAAUUGCUCUUUAUGUGAGAUUACAAUAUAUAAAUUUGUGUAGGUAUCCCAGUAAGUUGUGCUUAGUAAACAUAAUGUAUACCAUUAUAUUUAUAUGGUUGCUAAUUCUGCACUGCCCAUUACAGACUUUGGGUAGAUUAGUAUAUCAUGAAAUGCAGUAACAGUCAAUUCAUUCAUUAAAAGUGGUAUUAAUUGCUUUGUUGUGGGUGGUCUUGCUGUAAUGGGUAUAUAUUUUUGUAUCCAUUGUUAUUGUGCUUUAUGUAAAGAAGAGUAUUUGAAAAUGCAUUAUUAUGUACAUAACAUCACACUAAGUAAUGAGCAUAUGUUCGUAGUUUGAGCCUCAGCUUUGUAAGGGAGAGCGGACCAAAUAAAGUAAUGUAUGAUAAAGA